Messenger RNA from Musa acuminata AAA Group (dessert banana), 996 nucleotides. RefSeq names its product protein ELC-like. NCBI's taxonomy places the organism in Eukaryota, Viridiplantae, Streptophyta, Magnoliopsida, Zingiberales, Musaceae. Gene Ontology annotation, molecular function: ubiquitin binding. Gene Ontology annotation, biological process: endosome to lysosome transport; protein transport; protein modification process. Bases 1 to 996 code for a protein of 331 amino acids. The transcript has a single exon. The record is from RefSeq and is a predicted model, not a curated record. Gene Ontology annotation, cellular component: ESCRT I complex.
AUGGCGACUCUUCCGUGGACGCCGGCGACCGCGGCGGUGCACCAGUACCUGAUGGCCGCGCUCUCCCACCGCGGAGCGGCUGCGCUUCCAUACACUGAGGAAGCCAGGUGGACGAUCCACCAUCAUCUCGCAGCCCUGUCCCACGCGUUCCCCACCCUCCGACCCACCGCCGGCCACUUCACUCACAACGACGGCCGUGGCGCCACCCUCCUCCGCGCCGAGGGCACCAUCCCCCUCGCAACGUCCUCCUCCGCCUGUCUCUCGAUUUCCAUCUGGCUCCUCGAGGCCUACCCCAACCUGCCGCCGGCCGUGUUCCUCUCGUUCCCUCCGGGCACGGCCGUCAAGCCGCGCCAUCCCCUCGUCGACCCCUCCGGCUCCGUUUCCGUCCCUUAUCUCCGGUCCUGGAUCUUCCCUUACUACAACCUCGUCGACCUCGUUCGGUCUCUCGGUCAGCUCUUCAGCCAAGACCCGCCCUUCGCCAUCUCCCCGAGCGCCAUCCACGACGCCAAGGCCAGAGAGACCGCCAAGGUCGUGGAAGCAGUGCAACGGCACCUGGCGGCGGCAGGGAAGAGCCACACGGCGGAGAUGGAGGCUCUACUCGACACGCAGACGCAGCUCAAACGGAGGAAAGCGGAGAUCGCCCGCGGGUUGACAAGAUUGGAGGAGGAGAAGGAGCUGCUGGAACAGCAGCUCCAGAUGCUGAUCAUGAACUGCGACGUGAUGGAGAGUUGGGUGGCGAAGAACCACAGGAGGCCGACAGCGAGCUUGGACGGCGUGUUCGAGCCGUCGAACGCUCACUCGAGGCCGGCGAUGGAGUGCGUGGCCGCGGACAUGGCGGCGGAGGACGUGAUGUAUGCGUUGGAUGAGGCGUUGAGGGAGGGAUGUGUUCCUCUUGAUGUUUACUUGAAGAGUGUGAGAACCACGUCGAGGGAGCAGUUCUUCCACCGAGCCAUCUCCGCGAAGCUUGCUCCACCUCAGUUUGAGCUCGAGAAUUAA